Messenger RNA from Paramecium tetraurelia, 885 nucleotides. RefSeq lists its product as uncharacterized. Gene Ontology annotation, cellular component: amphisome; aggresome. Gene Ontology annotation, biological process: aggrephagy; mitophagy; endosome organization. The record is from RefSeq and is a predicted model, not a curated record. NCBI's taxonomy places the organism in Eukaryota, Ciliophora, Oligohymenophorea, Peniculida, Parameciidae. The transcript has a single exon. Gene Ontology annotation, molecular function: K63-linked polyubiquitin modification-dependent protein binding; protein kinase C binding.
AUGAAAGUAAAAAUAUUCUUAGGAGAAUACACUUAUAUAUAUCGUGGAGACAUAGAUUUAACAGAAAUGAAUGAAUUUGUUAAAACGCUGACUAAUAGAGCUUUUGUAAUAAAAUGGAAAGAUUAAGAAGGUGAUUUAAUCACAAUAACUAAGAAGUAGGAUUUAGCUUAUUUCUAUUAAUUAUGGACUGAAAACUCAGCUACUAAUAAAUAAUCAUUCAGACUAUUUGUUCAUGAGAUACCUUAAAUAAUUUAGAAUCUUUAAAUAACAUAGUUAUAAUCACAAUCACAAAUAUACUCUAAAAUGUUUAGUCCUAGCCAAAGAUAAUCUAUUAGUAAAUAGUCUGGAAUAAGCUAAUUUACUUUUGGUCUAUAGCUUAAUGAAUAAGCAAAAAGUGUAGAUAUUCAAAAAGAACGGCAUUCUCAAUAGACAAAUUUAUAAUCAAUAAUUGAAGUACAGGGUUCUUCAAAGAAUAUAAGCAAUUAAAAUUUAGACAAAGUACAAUAGUAAUAUUAAUGGAAUGAAGAUGGUAAAAAAUAGAGACUAGGAUUGGAUUUUAAUAACAUUCAUGCAUAAGAUUUAUCGUUCUUUAUGAAUAUGGAUAUGAAAUAAAGUAUAAAUAGAAAGGAAUUUACAGAAAUCUAAUUGGCAGUUGAUGAUGAUUAUGAGGACUGUGAUGACUUUGGCAAUAUUAAUUACAAUGAUAGGGAGAAGUUUGAUAUUGCAAACAUCUAUUGUGAUUAUUGUUCUGAUAAAAUAGAAGAGGAGUCCACAAUGUUAUAUACAUGUUAAUUUUGCGAAGAUUUCCAUGCCUGUUAGUUAUGUUUUGAUCAAUAUUAAGAAUAAGUUCAUGUGCAUCAAUUAUAAGAAAAUAUUCUUCAAUGA